Seminavis robusta is the source of this 1254-nucleotide messenger RNA. The record is from the annotation of a GenBank genome assembly. NCBI's taxonomy places the organism in Eukaryota, Bacillariophyta, Bacillariophyceae, Naviculales, Naviculaceae.
AUGACGUCCCAGUUGUAUUCCUUUGUCACUGAAAAGAGCAGUAAGAAGACUCUUGAGCUGCUUCAGAGUCCAUCCAACUCAUCGCCUACGGCAGAAAUCAAGUUCAAGAUACUGUCUGCUGGCCUCACUGCAAACAACAAGUUUUACCUGGAUUUUGGAGAAAAGGCGCCCUUCAACUUUUUCAAGUGCUACCCUGUGGGGGACAAAGAUACCAGCAUUAUUGAUCCAAAAAAUGAAGCAACUUCGGAUACUUUAGCUGAUACUUAUGUCCACCCACCGGUUUGGGGACUCUGCCAGGUCAUUGAAAGUAAGGUAGAAGGAGUUGCCGAAGGAACCGUCUACCGAGCCAUGCUGCCCUUGGGAGCGCACGUGGAAUUCGAAAAAGCUCAUCUGGAACCAAAGACCGACAAUCUCGUGGUUCACAGGCCUACAACCAACCCAGCCUACAAUGCAUUCAUACCUAUCCCCCCCAACAGUGUGUGCCAUCCUUCUUCCGAGGCCACCUGCGCUGUGGCAUUGACCUGCUUUCCUGGAAUUGUCACGGGAUUUGGAUUGUACUUUGAAUUGCAACGAAAAAACUUUUAUGGAGAUCGGGACACAAUUGUCAUCACGUCUGCAUCCAGCAAAGUUGCAUUGGCUCUUGCAUUGUACCUCAAACACAACCAGCACGGCAAAAAGAUUAUUGGAUACACAUCCGACAAACAUCGUGGUUUUGUAGAAGGCACCAAACUCUACGACACUAUUCUCGGGUACGACGAUGCUCUCCCAGCAGAAGCCGGUCCCAAUAGCGCUGUCUGUGUGGAUAUCAGUGGCAAAGGAACCGUCUUUCAGAACAAUCAAGACAAGAUUGCCAAGUUGCUCGUAGUGGGAAACUCGUCGGGAUCUCCCGAAAAGGAAAGCACCUUUGCCAACUUUUCCUUCUUUGCCACCGUCAAGAUGAUCCUCACCAUGACCAUGAUCUUUCCAACGUGGGUCACGAACGCGCUGAAUACCAAACAAGACUUGUACCUUAUUUUUGUGACUGUAGAAGCUUUAACCAAAGACUGGGGCACGGACAAGUACUUGAAAACCUUGGAGGACUAUACCAAGCUCUUUUGUACGGCUGCCAAAGAUUGGGGGGUCAAGGUCCGUGAUUGCGGGUCCGAGGAAAGCAUUCAGCAGGCCUUCCAAGAGAUUGUGGAAGGAACGGUCCCGCCAUCAGAAUGCGUUGUUGUCGAUGUGGCCAAGGCUGUGGAACAUCGAAAAACAUCCUAA